This is a messenger RNA of Somion occarium, 836 nucleotides long. Lineage: Eukaryota; Fungi; Basidiomycota; Agaricomycetes; Polyporales; Cerrenaceae. The record is from the annotation of a GenBank genome assembly.
GACUCUGACACUCAUCGUCCUCAUACUCUUCACGCCUCAACCAUUCAUUGUUUUCUCUCAAACUUUCCUCAAACAUAACUUAUCUGCAGGGCAUUCUAGGCUGACUUCGAAACGGGUACAAAUGGGCGAGGUGGUAAACGUUCUUGUUGCGUUCGCGGUCAUUGUAUUUGUUGUCAGGUGGGCCACUUCAAGCAAAGAGUCACCUGCCGAACGGUCCGCAGCCUCAGUCUUAGGCUUCAAGCCGAAGAAUGUCACAAACGAGAUGGUCGAAGCAAUACACAACAUGUUCCCAGAUAUACCGAGUGACAACAUCCGUUACGACCUACUAAGAACUGGAAGCGUCGAAGUUACGACUAAUAAACUUAUUGAGCGGGGGUUCCUUCCAGCUCCUCCAGAAGCAUACUACACCCUCUAUCCUCGUCAGUCCGCACCUACGAACUCACAUACGGCGGCGGCACGUCCAGCUGCUCCGGCAGCAGUGGCCGGUCCAAGCAAACCAAAGUCCCAACCCUCACUCAUUGAUCGAUACAACCUUCAAGGCCGAGUGCAGUCGGAUUCUGCCAUUUCCAGUGCGUUGACGCCAGAAGAAAUCGCUGGGAAGAGUGUUUGGGAAGAUAGUGCUGAUAAGCGAGAGGCCAUGUUGAGAGAACGGAAGGCUCAAAUGAUCUUGGCUGCACGACAGCGACUUCUUGCGCAGCAGAAGAAUGGUCAACCUGCUACGGGUGCUUCUUCGUGACGAUAAUUCAUAUGUGUACUUCUUUAACUAAAUACAUAGUAAAUCUGGCCAUCGUUCUGUUGGACUGUGCAAGAUUUUGAAUAGACGAGAAGUCGAGAUC